Messenger RNA from Chrysoperla carnea, 1033 nucleotides. Its product is annotated as magnesium-dependent phosphatase 1-like. Bases 195 to 686 code for a protein of 163 amino acids. Gene Ontology annotation, molecular function: acid phosphatase activity. Lineage: Eukaryota; Metazoa; Arthropoda; Insecta; Neuroptera; Chrysopidae. The record is from RefSeq and is a predicted model, not a curated record. The transcript has 5 exons.
CUUACUUUUGGUUAAAACAUAAAAAGUGGUUUUUCACUUUCUUUACCAAAAGCCAAAAAUCUCUUUUUCUCUAGACAAACAUUUUAAUUAAAUUGAACUUUUCCUUACUUUUGGACGUCAUAAUUUCCUUGAAAAUAUUCCAAGGAAUUUUUUCAUGUGUGAAUAACAACGUAAUACUAGAUUCUUCAACAAAAAUGGAGAAACCAAAAUUAAUUGCCUUCGAUUUGGAUUAUACAUUAUGGCCAUUUUGGGUAGAUACCCACGUUAGACCCCCAUUUAGAAAAACACCUGAAGGUGCUGUUAAGGAUUCAAGAGAUGAAAAAGUUAAAUUUUAUCCAGAAGUACCAGAGGUUUUAAAAACCCUUCACCAGCAAGGAUACAUAUUAGCUGUCGCUUCACGAACUCCUGAAACGGCUGGAGCAAAUCAACUUUUAAAAUUAUUCGAUUGGGAUAAAUAUUUUAACUACAAAGAAAUCUAUCCGGGAUGCAAAGAUAAACAUUUUAAACAGAUUCAAAAAAAUUCUGGUCUACAAUUUUCUGAAAUGUUGUUUUUCGAUGAUGAGCAACGUAAUAUUGUGGAUCUAAGUGCACUUGGAGUAACAUCAAUUUUAGUAGAUGGUGGUGUCACAAAGGAUGUUGUCUUACAAGGUCUUAACAAAUAUCGAAACGAACAUUGUAAAAAAUAGGUUUUUAAUAGCUGCGUUUAGCAGAAUUGAGCGCUCGGUUAGUGUACGCACUGCACCCCAUGUAUCUAAAAAAAUUUGGUUGUCUAGAUAUAUAGCGAGCGCCCAGUACGGAAAAACGAAACAAUUAUUUUAGUCCAAUUUUACACAAAACUUUUUGUAUUUUAUUUUGUAAAAAUGUAUUUUGUAUUUAUUUAUAUUAUAAAAAAUAAAUUAUUAAAACUAGUUCCAUUCAAACGCUAGCUAUAAUUUUACUAGCAUGAAAACGUACAUGCAAUCACGUGAUAGGAAUUUUAUAAUAUUAAUAGUUAGCGUAUGACUAAACUAUGUUAAAUCAAUAGAUUCUUUAA